ACCUUAACUAGUUAAUCGCACACCAUAAUAUCCCUGCCCGUUUUUUUUGUUUCUUUCUUUCUUUCUUGUGUUUUGCAGGGACAAGACAUGGGUUCCAUGGGUAACCACGAGGUUGAUGAUAAGCAUCAUAGGGUUAACUUCUCAACCCAAAGAGGGUUUUUAACAAAACUCAAAACUGGGUUGAAAGAAACGUUCUUCCCUGAUGAUCCCUUCAGGCAAUUUAAGAACGAGAAGAAGACAUCACGAAGGUUCAUCAAAGGGGUGCAAUACUUCGUCCCAAUCUUCGAGUGGCUACCAAAUUACAAUUUCCGCCUCUUUUUCUCUGACUUAAUCGCUGGCAUCACCAUCACAAGCCUUGCCAUCCCUCAAGGCAUUAGCUAUGCCAAACUUGCCAACAUUCCUCCCCUCAUUGGCCUUUAUUCCAGCUUUGUCCCACCUCUUGUGUAUGCUGUUUUUGGGAGCUCAAGGCACAUGGCAGUGGGAACAAUAGCGGCAGCAUCAUUGCUGAUAGGACACACUAUAUCAACCGUGGCAGACCCAGAAGAUGACCCAACGUUGUUUCUUCAUUUGAUUUUCACAACAACUUUUGUCACAGGUGUUUUCCAAGCUUGUUUGGGUAUUUUCAGGUUGGGGAUAUUGGUGGAUUUCUUUUCACAUGCUACAAUCACUGGCUUUAUGGGAGGGACAGCAGUAAUUCUCAUACUCCAACAACUAAAGGGCAUAUUUGGCAUGAAACAUUUUUCAACCAAAACAAACGUUGUGGCAGUCAUAAAGGCCAUCUUCGACAAUAAACAUGAGAUAAGGUGGGAAACCACAGUUCUUGGUGUGGUCUUCAUUGUUUUCCUGCAAAUUACCCGAUACGUGAGGACUAGGAAACCAAAACUCUUUUGGGUAUCAGCUAUUGCUCCUAUGACGACUGUAGUAGUUGCUGGCGUUUUCACGUACCUCGUCAAGGGCCAAAAUCAUGGAAUUCAAAUUGUGGGUCAUCUAGAUAAAGGAUUAAAUCCUUUGUCCAUAAAGUAUUUCAACUUUGAAAGUGAAUAUUUACCAGCAGUGUUGAAAGCUGGCAUUAUCACCGGCAUCUUGUCAUUGGCUGAAGGAAUAGCAAUUGGAAGAAGCUUUUCUGUUAUUGAUAAUACACCUCAUGAUGGGAACAAAGAGAUGAUAGCUUUUGGUCUCAUGAACUUAUUUGGUUCUUUUACUUCAUGUUACUUGACUAGUGGACCAUUUUCCAAGACGGCUGUGAAUUACAAUGCAGGGUGUAAAACUGCCAUGUCAAACGUAGUAAUGGCAAUUUUAAUGGCGCUCACACUGCAGUUUUUGGCACCAUUAUUUGGCUACACCCCUCUUGUUGCUCUAUCAGCUAUUAUUAUAUCUGCCAUGAUGGGGCUGAUUAAUUAUGAAGAAGUUAUUCAUCUCUUUAAAGUUGAUAUGUUUGAUUUUAUUAUUUGCAUGGCUGCUUUCUUUGGAGUCACCUUUAUAAGCAUGGAUGUUGGUCUCAUGAUGUCUGUUGGACUCAGUGUGGUUAGAGCACUCUUAUAUGUAGCUAGACCUGCCACAUGCAAGAUUGGAAAGUUAUCUGAUUUAGGUGUAUAUCGAGAUGUUGAGCAAUAUACUGCUUCAACAUUCCCUGGAGUUCUAAUAAUAGAACUUGGUUCUCCCGUUUACUUUGCAAAUUCUGUGUACAUUAAAGAAAGGAUAAUGAGGUAUAUUCGAAGUGAGCAAGGCUCUAGUGGAGAUAUUGUUGAGCACAUCAUACUCGAUUUGUCAGGAGUGACAUCCAUUGAUACAACAGCAAUUGUGGGAUUGUUGGAAACAAAUAGAAUGUUGGAAAAGAAUGGAAUUAAGAUGUCAUUGGUAAACCCAAGGCUGGAGGUUAUGGAGAAGCUGAUAGCAGCAAAGUUUGUUGACAUCAUUGGGAAGGAAUCAUUCUAUCUAACAUUGGAUGAUGCAGUGGUGUCAAGUCAAUAUUCACUUAGUACCUCGAAGACAAAUAAUGCUGAAGAGACAGUAGUUAAGGAAACUAGCCAUGCCUAAAGUACAGCAAACAAAAUUAGGUUGUACAUUGCUUUCCAAUGGCCUGAACAAUAACGUUAUAUAUAUAUGGAAUGGAGAAAGUGUUUGCUAAUGACUUCUCCUAUUCUUAAAAAUUACAAACCCCAAGGGAUGGCUAUAGUAAGCGGUUUGUGAGAGGACUGUUAUGAUUAAAAAGUCGCUGGUUCAAUUUCUAGACGAAGUAUUUUGAAGUUAAUGAUAAAAAAUUUCAUGUUCUACACCAGGAAGGGAAUUAGUCUCAUCUUAGAACAAGUUCAUGCGGAUCAAGCAACUCUCUUAGCAUGACAUGUUUUAGAUUAAUUUCCUAAAUAUCGAUAUCAAUAACAAAA
Molecule: messenger RNA, 2384 nt
Organism: Gastrolobium bilobum
Lineage: Eukaryota; Viridiplantae; Streptophyta; Magnoliopsida; Fabales; Fabaceae
Product: probable sulfate transporter 3.5
Exons: 12
Coding region: 88-2037 (649 amino acids)
Biological process (GO): transmembrane transport
Cellular component (GO): membrane
Molecular function (GO): secondary active sulfate transmembrane transporter activity
Source: RefSeq, a predicted model, not a curated record